AUGGAGUGGUGCUCAAGUAAUAGCUUCAUUUAUACUGUGAAUCCUGGAGAAGAGUAUUCUUUAAAACUGCUGACUCCUCAGUCAGAAGGCAGCGUUAGUAAAUAUUACCAAUCUAAAAGAAGAUGCAGCAAAACAUUCAAAACUGAUAAUGCUUUUCAUUUCUUGGUGGUCAUUAGAAAUAUGACACUUUCUUUUUGUUCUGGUAAUAAGCAACCAAGAGUAUGCAAUUGUAAAUAUUUUGAAGUUGAAGAGCCUGGUCAUAGAAAAAAGUAUUGUGGGGAAAAUAUCCCUGAGCUUUAUUUUGAGUCGAAGAGUAAUUCGCUGACUGUUGAUUUUUAUCCUUCUUUAAUGGUUCGUUUUGAUGUAACACUAAUCUUCACUGUGGACAGAAACUCGUAUAUAGUGACUGGAAACCCUGGUGAUUCUGGCAUUUUCAUUGAAACUCCUUAUUUUCCCGAGCCAUACUCAAACAAUUACAGAUCUGAAUAUUCAAUUCAGUCUCAUGAUCCAGAUGCAUAUGUCCAGUUACUGUUUCUUGAUUUUCGCAUAUCGAGAAACGCAUUCAUUGAAGUGAUUGGAAAUAAUGGGUCUCGCCCAACUCGAUUCUAUGGAGAUCUUUUUCGUCCGCCUGUUAUUAUAUCUCAAGCAAACAAGCUAUCUCUGAAGUUUGAUGCAAAGAGCAAUCCAGGUUUUAUAGGCUUCAGAGCUGAAUGCUCAUUUAUAAAAUCUGCUGGCUCAAAACAAAAAAUUUUUACAGAAUGUGGUGGUAUUGAAAAUAAACUUGGCGGCUUAAUGGUGAUCAAGCCUCAAGAAGAGGAAAAUUUUGACUGCAUAUGGCACAUAAUUCCACCUCUAUAUUCAUUUUCAAACACUGGCACUUUUUUAUCACUGAUAAUUCGCUCUUUGAAAAAUGUGGAUACUGAAACAUUCUUGGAGUUUCGUGAAGGUUUCCAUUCAAAGUCGAUUCUAGCAAAGAAAAUAAAUUGCGAUGAAUUCGUCUGCAGUAAUGGAACAAAUGAGGAAAUCAUUACAGCUUCCAGUGGUCUUUUCAUUAGGUUUAGAGGCUAUCUAAAAUUGUCAUCUGUAAUUGAAAUGACAUAUAGUAGCUACCGUAUUGGAAAUUGUACUGAAAGUGAAAUUGCAUGCAAUGAUGAUCGAUGUCUGGACUCAAAGUUAAAAUGCGAUGACAUUGAGCACUGUCCUGAUGGCAGCGAUGAAAAAUAUUGUGCAGUUCCUGAGAAAAUAGAUACACCCAAGAUAAUUGGAAAAAAGCGUUCUCUAGCUGUUGCAUCAUUUAUAUUAAUCCUUGUAGUUGGCGUUUUUGGUCUUGUUGUGCUUAUCAUCAUUAUUAUUGCUAUAGUACACAGAUGGCGCAAAAUGUUGCCUCCUGAAGACGAGCAACCAGCUCUUCCACAAGUUAUGCAAGAAAUGAGAGGUACACCUUCCGACUUUCCACCAAGAAGUCCAUUAUACCACGAUUCUCCUCCUUCUUAUGCCGACUUCAUUGAAUCGUCAGACAAGUAUCCACCUCUGUUAUACACUCAAACAGCAAAAUCUUGGGUGCCUUACAAUAGACCACAAAUGCAUACUACUAGCUUUUGUAGCCAACAUUCUUUGAAUUUAGUUGAUGGAAGUCCUACAUUUAAUCAAUUCUAUGAAGCACCACAACCGCAGCCCAGUUGCUCUUUUCAAGAUAGUCACAUGACUUGCAGUAUAAAUCACUUAUAUGUGAACAAUCAGCUGAAGAGGUCUAACUCGCUGGAUUCUAAAUUAAGUGAAAUGUGUAAAAAUGAUUCAUAUCGCCUUUUUCUUUCUAUCACUCAUUCUGUUAGUCCGGGUUCUGUGCAGCAGAAAAUACAGUAUAAUACUUUGCCUUCCAACUUUAAACCUACCUUCACUAAGAUUAUGUUGGAUGAUGAAAUGACUAAAGGUUGGGAUACGUCAGAUACCAAAUGUUUUGAAUCAAAUGCUGAUCAAAAUCAUCAUUUCUCUUGGUCCUAUAUAUCACCUCCUCUUAAAUCUGAUGUACUAACAAUACUAAAAACAAGAUGCUCAAGUGAUCCCUGUAGCAGAACAAAUUUCCAUUGUACUAUUGGAAGAGGUGGUUUGAACCAAUUCGAAGCAUAAAUGACAGUUCAAAAAAUGCAGUAAAUGUUUUUGUCUUCACAUCAAAGUACUAAGGUUAUCCCUCAUUGUUAUACAUAACAUAUUUUUUACUGUUUUCUGAGAAAUGUUAUCCACUGUAUCUUUAACAGCUAAAAAGUAUGUUAACUUUUUUUUUUUGCCAGAAAUUUUUAUAAAAUAUUUUUUUCCAUUCUAAACAUAUUGGAUUCAGAUUUAAAUUAAAUUCAAAAAAUGGAUGCAAUUUUUCCGAAGCUUGAUUAUUAAUUGGUAAGAAAAUAAGCAAAAAUAAUUAAUGUGCUCUUUUUGUAUUUUAAUGGGACAUUAAAAUUUGGAUAUGUUUUUUACUGCAUUUUUAGGAUAAAUAAUUUCUAAUGUUGAUUGUUAUUUUUUUCUAUUGAUUUGUUAUUUUUUCUAUUGAUUUAUGUUUUUUCACUUGCUAUUGAAAUAUUUCAAAAUUAAUGCCUGAAACGUGCAUUUUUCAGAACUUGCUUGAUUUGUUAUGUGAUUCAACGGAAAUAAAUGUUUACCGAAAAGUUUAAAUUGUUGCUGCUUUUUAUAAUACAGCCUUAUUUUUUUAUAACCAUUAUGCUAUGAAAAUAUUUUUGAACUUUAUGCAUAAAUUGCAUCUUUAUUGUUCAUACAGGACAUAUUACAGCUUUUAUAUUAUGUAACAUUAUUCAAUUUCAUUGUUGAUUUUAAAAGUCUACCGUUUCACCUACUUGUAAAAAUUUUUAACUAUUUUCGUUCUAUAAUUUAAAAAUUUAUAUUAAUUUAAACUCAUUUAUGAUAAAACAUAGUUACUAACAUGUGCUUAGUUUUGUGUUACAUUUUAAAGUAAUUUUGAAAGAUAUUUUGACAAAUAGUUCAAUACUUGUCAGCUAAAUUUAAAUCUAAUCUUUAUUUAAUAAGACGUGACCAUACUAAACUAUCAUUUAAAAAAAGACGUUAUAUUGUGUAAUAUUGAUUCUAAAAUCUUUCGAAAGAAUAAGAACGGAUGGAAAUGUUUCAAACAUUUGAGGAAUCAGCAACUUUAUGGGAUAGCGUUUUUUCUUUUUUUUUAUCGUUCAUUUAAUACAAACCAUCAUCAGAAUAAAAUAUAUCAUAAAAAUUUAAAUAAACUUGAAAAAAAUAUGUGUUGCGUUGGAUCUAAAAAUUAUGCUGCAAAAUUCCAUUUUUGCCGAUUAUUUAACAUUUCUAGAAGAAAUUUAAAUUUUAAGCACAGAAAUAUUUGAGUUUACACUUCAAAUUGUCACAUUUAGGUAUUGUGUUGAAGACUUAAAUUGGAUAAAACAAGUUGCUGGUUCCUACUUUGUAUGUUUUAUUAAUAAGUGUUUUCUUUCUAAUUUAAUUGUAACUAAUCCUUUGUGUGUUUCGAUAUAAGGAAUGAUUUGUGAUUGUGUUAUAUUUCAAGCUAAUAUAAAAAAUAUAUGUUGCUUUUAGAAAUUGGGACUCUUUAAAGGAAAAAAUUG
Uloborus diversus is the source of this 3593-nucleotide messenger RNA. RefSeq lists its product as uncharacterized. Gene Ontology annotation, molecular function: protein binding. NCBI's taxonomy places the organism in Eukaryota, Metazoa, Arthropoda, Arachnida, Araneae, Uloboridae. The coding region runs from base 1 to 2127 and encodes 708 amino acids. The record is from RefSeq and is a predicted model, not a curated record. The transcript is spliced from 11 exons.